Messenger RNA from Pyrgilauda ruficollis (rufous-necked snowfinch), 4791 nucleotides. It is a transcript of the gene PTBP3, whose product is annotated as polypyrimidine tract binding protein 3. The coding region runs from base 570 to 2120 and encodes 516 amino acids. The transcript is spliced from 16 exons. Gene Ontology annotation, biological process: mRNA processing; regulation of RNA splicing. Lineage: Eukaryota; Metazoa; Chordata; Aves; Passeriformes; Passeridae. Gene Ontology annotation, cellular component: nucleus. The record is from RefSeq and is a predicted model, not a curated record. Gene Ontology annotation, molecular function: mRNA binding.
GGGCGGGCGGCGGCCGCUGGCCGGGGGGAGCGCCCCGGGGGUUCCACCUGGUGCCGCCUGCGGCGGGGGGGGGCGGUGACCAGCACAUCCCGGCUCCUUCUUCCUCGGAGCAGCGGGGGUGGAGAGAGAGGGGCUGGGGGAGGUCCUCUCCGCCCCCGUCGGAGGGAGCGGAGUGGAGCGAGGGAAAGUAUGUGAAAAUUGUUCCUAUUUCUUCAGGUCUGUGGAAGUGAGUUUUGCAUUGUCCACUUCGAGGCAGCAUUUUUGAUACUCUUUGCAGAGUGGACAAGCUGUUUGUUUUGGUCUUGUGUUAUCAGGAAAAUGACUCUAGCUUCGCACCUACCCCUUUGCACCUAUGCAUCUGUUCCUACCCCUUCAUCUCAAUUAUCUGUCCUUUCCCAGAACACAAUCAAUGUUCAAGUAGUUAAUGUGAAGUUAUUCAGUGCACAGUAUAUCUCCUUGAAUAGGGUGGAAAAUAUAGUGCAAAGCUUAAGUUUCUGUGGAGGAAACUUCUUGAACUCAAAAUGUGGUCCUGACAAGCUGCCUCUGGUGUCAGUAAUAGACCUUCUACCAUGAGCAAUUCUACUCCAGCUACAGGUAAUGAGAAGACAAAAAGUCGAGGAAAAAGAUCACUAUGUUCCCCUUCACGUGUCAUUCAUAUUCGUCAAAUUCCAGAUGAUGUUACUGGAGCAGAAGUUAUUUCAUUAGGUGUCCCUUUUGGCAAAGUAACCAAUGUCUUGAUGCUAAGAGGAAAAGGUCAGGCAUUUUUGGAAAUGGCUUCCAUAGAUGCUGCUGUUUCUAUGGUGAAUUACUACGCUGUUGCUACACCCCUCCUCCACAAUCAACCAGUUUAUAUGCAAUAUUCCUGUUACAAGGAACUUAGGACUGACAAUCAACCUAAUCAGGCUAGACCCCAACCUGCACCACAAUGUAUGAAUGCUGUGCAGCAUGGAAACCUGGGUAUUACAAGUGCUUUUGCUGCUGAAGGUGGGGUCCUUCCAAGUCAUGGUUCUGUUCUUCGAAUCGUUGUUGAAAAUGUUUUUUGCCCUGUCACUUUAGACACACUGUAUCAGAUUUUCUCUAAAUUUGGCUUUGUCUUGAAGAUUGUCAUGUUCCAUAAGAACAAUCAAUUUCAAGUUCUGCUCCAGUAUGCUGAUGCAAUGAAUGCAUAUUAUGCCAAAAUGGCUCUGGAUGGCCAUUGUAUCUACACUGGCUGCUGCACUCUGCGUAUUGAUUUCUCCAAGUUUACUAAGCUAACGGUGAAGUACAACAAUGACAAAAGUAGAGAUUUCACUCGCACUGACCUUCCUUUUGGUGAUGGCCACCGAACUGUAGAGACAUCCUUAUCUGCUCCUUUUGCCACCCAAAAUACCGUAUUUCCAUCAUAUACAGGGCCUCCUGGGUUUGCCCCAGCCUUGGGCUUUCCUCAGGGAGCUGGUCCUUCUGCUCUGCCUGUUCCUGGAGCACUUGGUCCUCUCACGGUCACCACAUCAGCAGCACCUGGACACAUGACUGUUCCGGGUAUUCCAGGAAACUCUGUUUUACUAGUCAGCAACCUCAACCCUGAAGCCAUCACACCUUAUGGACUUUUCAUCCUAUUUGGUGUAUAUGGUGACGUGCAUCGUGUGAAAAUCAUGUUUAAGAAAAGAGGAAUUGCUUUGGUUCAGAUGGCAGAUGCAACCCAAGCUCAAUUAGCUAUCAACUACUUGAAUGGACAAAAGCUUUAUGGAAGGGUCAUGCAUACUACUCUUUCAAAAUAUCAGACAAUUCAACUUCCUCGUGAGGGACAAGAGGACAAAGGUCUGACAAAGGACUAUAGCAAUAGCCCUUUACAUCGUUUUAAGCAUCCCUGCUCCAAGAAUUUUCAAAAUAUCUUUCCUCCAUCUGCAACCUUGCAUCUGUCCAACAUCCCGCCUUCUGUUACUGUUGAUGAUUUGAAGAACCUUUUUACAAGUAAAGGAUCUACUGUGAAAGGCUUCAAAUUUUUCCAGAAAGAUUGCAAAAUGGCUCUUAUCCAGCUGGGCUCAGUGGAAGAAGCAGUUCACGCUCUCAUUGAGCUUCACAAUCAUGACUUUGGAGAAAACCAACAUCUCAGAGUUUCCUUCUCAAAAUCUUCAAUCUGAAUUUUAUGUGAAUUUUCCCUUUAAGGCUGCUGAAUGUUUUCUGUAAAAUCUUCAAAGAGAGACUGAGACAGCUCUGACCAGCUCUCUCUCUUAAAAGAAAAACCUCAUUCAUACACAAAGAAUUAAGUAAUGAUUUUUUCUGAUUCUAGCUGCAAUUAUGUCAUCCAUAGAAAGAUUCUUCUGUGAAAUCAUUUUAGCAACAAUAUUUAUCAUCAAAUUUCCUACUUGAAAUUAUAUUUUGAGACCAUCCUUUCAGCUUUUGUUUGAAAUCAGCCUUACAAAACAAUUUAGAGUGCUUUUGCAAUGUACCAAACGAGUAUGUUUAAUGAAAAGGUAAACCUACUCUGUGCAGAUUAAACACUAAUUUGAAAUGUGAAAUAGUGCUUGGGUUUCUUGAAGAAAAGCAAACAGUAACUGUGAGUAUCCUCUAAAUAGUAUUUAUGUUACCAAGGUGUGUGUUCAUACUUUGGCGAAUCUUUACAAAUAACUUGCUUAUAAAAAUAAAAAGUCUGUGCUGUUCUUAUAGAUUAAAUUAUUAGAGAAAAGGCAGUGCCUUCUCUCUGGAAUAAAAGUAUUUGACAAGUUUCUUCAAGGUGUGGAAUUGGAGAAUUAGUUUGACUUGACUGUGGGUUGGAAGUUGGAUGUCCUAUUUCUACUAUGAAGGGAUGUGUAACAGUACCUUGGAGAAAAUAAAACAAGAAAAUGCUCCUGAUUAAAAUAUUUUUUUUACAUUUCUCUAAAUAAUUAAAUGUUUGCAAUCUUAUGGAAAAUAUUCAGGUCUGUGAUGGUUUCUCAAGUUUUUAAGAAGUUAUUUUUGCUAAGGUCGUCUUUCAGGGCAGAAAAAUUAAACCUCGAGGUUUUUUACCACUCUACAGUCUAAUACUUAAAUUACUCUGUAUUUACCUAAUUUCUUAUUUUGUGCCUUACUAUAUGUGUAUGAAUAGAUUAGAGUGUUACCUAAGUAUCUUGCAAAAAUAUUGUGGGCUUUGUGAAAAUUCUCGUCUUGGUCUUUUUGUAAAUGUUUUCCAUGAUAAUUCAAGAUAUAUUUUUUCAUUAAUUAAUAUUUUGAAUUCUAGUUUCUUGCGCUUUCUUAUGGAGAUUGGAUGUAGAUGGGAAUGAGGUUUCAUUUGUUGUGAAAUCAUAUAGGGAUUCUUUAAGUUUACCUGGUUGCACUUCUCUGAUGGUAGUUCUUCACUGAUAAAAAAUUCACACCAAAAAAAAAUAUACUAAAAAAACCAAACAAAACUAUAUAGAAGGGCCAAACAGCAAAUCCAGUUAGUUUUUUGGAUUUCAUCUGACUUUUUGAGAGACACUGGCUGUAUCAAAAUAUUCUUUUGGGUUUCUGCAUUUCUUUAUUUUUAAUACUUUACAGUAUUAAAGUAAUAGAAUACUAUCAUUCUUUCCUUCCUAAGUAUGAAAAAAUGUUUGAUACUGAAUCUUGAUUCCUCUUUGGGGAAUGAGCUGAGAUGCAGUUAGGUUUUGCCAUGAGUGUACAGAUGAAUAGUAAUGACUUCUGAUUGUAUUUUAUAAAGCUAAAUUUCAUUUUAAAAGCUUUUUUUCCCAGUAUCGUCUUUCACAUAAAUUAAUUGAAAAUUAAUUUAAUUUUACUUAACACAUUUUAAAGCCCUAUUUAUUUCAUGGCAUUUAUUUACUUCUAACUAUUGCAGAAUUUGUUUCUGCUGUAAUGUUUUGCCACUCAUAAUUGUUUUUGUUCAUCUGAAUUGUAUGACUUUAUCUUUCGAGAAGAAAGAGUAUGUUUCUACCGUGAUAUGAAUAUCCUGUAGUGAGCUUUCUCAAAUUUUCUCUCUGAAUUAUUUUUGCAAAAUUAGCCUUAUAGUAGCUUGCUAGAUACUACCUUGAUCUGUGUAAAUUGAUUACAGGUGUAGUGUUAAGGAAAUUUCACUGCCCAGCCAUCUGGGAGCCUCUCUGGCAGUCACUCUUGCACCACCUGAGCUGGGACUGAGGCUCUUCCCAGUUACAGCCCCCACAUUCCCACAGUCAGAACAGGUUUCCAUACUGGGUGGACCCCAGGUUUCCCAUAGCAGUCUCAGGCGUCCCAACCAUUAAAAUAAUUUCAUCACAGCACAAUAACAAACUAACAGCUCAAGCUGGUGUCUCUGAGGAGGGACCCUGAACAAAGGGACCCUGCCCUGGGCUUUCAUCCCCUCAGCAGUCUAAGCAUGGGAAGGUCUGGGAUCGUCGGCUCCUGCCGUGUCCCAGUGUCCGGUCCCCUGGCUGGGCCACAGGUCCCGGGGCCCUUGUGUGCCCAGGGUCGGCUCUCCACGGCCUCUUUGCCUGGGCUGUCCCAGCCUGAGCUCAGCCUGCAGCUCCCACUGCACUGCACCCCGAGCUACCUCAGUGAACGUGUUCCUCAACAGUAGCAGCCAAUCUGACUGCAGAGUUGUAGCUAUAAUAAGUGCUGUACAACACAACUAUAUAAAUAUGCAGAAUGUACUAUGUACUGGAAAGUUCAACUGGCUUAGGAAAAAUAUUCUCCUAAGGGAUGUUAUCUUUUGGAUUUCACAGAAUCACAGAAUGGUGUGGGUUGAUCUUCAUGAGGUUCUCACAGUCUCACUGCUCAGUCUGUCCAGAUCCUGCUGGAUGGUAUCCUUUCUUUCCAGGCGUGCUGACUGCACCACACAGCUUGAUGUUGUCACCAAACUUGUAGAAG